AUUAAUCCUCUAAGUUGUGAAAAUUUGUUUGAUGGAUGUGUAAUAAUUUUUCGAGUUUAAACGAACUGGUUGCGGUAAGCUCUGAUAAAUAUGAGAGCCGAUCGCGUUUUAAAGUAGAUGAAUGGGGAAAUGAUUGUGGUCCUAACCUCAAAAAAAGCAAAGUGUUCGUUAGGUGUAUUGACAGUAGAAGCAGCGAAUAUCUUCGAUGUGAUGUGUGUGCGAGCGUGCAUGUUUCUGUAUUGCUCCCCAAACGGGGAACGGUCGGUGUGCUGAAAAGGGUAGUGAGCGUGCACCGUGCGGCGAACGUCUAAAGUAAAGUGGUGAUGGUCGCAUCGACGACGUCAACGGCCGAAGUGGAAAAACUGCUUCACAAAUCGGAUUGCAUAUUCAUAUCCUCUUGCUGGGUGUUCGAUUGUUAUGCCACCUGUUUCUAUUAGAACUUCACGCAGCCGUCACAUGGUAUAUGUGUGUUUAUUUGAUAAUUAAAAUUAUCGAAUAAACUUCAUCCUUUACCUGAGUCUUAUAUUAAAUAAAAUUCCAAAUAACUAUAAAACAACUCGUAUUAAAAGACAUAGUAAUUGGCAUUCGUAGCCAUUGUACUUUGGUAAUUCAUACUUGUGGCAGAAAAUUCGGCUUUGAAUUAAAAGAUCAACAUAAAAAUGCAUAUUAAAAGCUUACAACAUGCUCAUGCGGCUUCGGCUGCUAUGGGGAAUUGUGAGAUUGUGAUUGUGUCAUCGUCGCCGAAUAAUGCUGCACCGAGCGCAAACAAUAACAACAACAAUACUACUAACAGUAACAAUAAUGAGAAUAAUGCAGGAUCCCAUCACCAACAGCAGCAGCAGCAGCAGCAACAACAACAACAACAUCAGGCGUCGACAACAACCGAAAUUCCAAUCCCAUUCAAUAUGCAUUUGGCAGCUGCCAAUUCAGAAGCGCACGUUGCUGCUCAAGCAGCUGCUAUGGCAGCGGCACAAGCGGCAGCCGCGCAAGCUGCCGCUGCUGAACAACAAGCGACAGGCGGUAGUAAUGGAACUACUACAACAACAAUUCUGCAGCAGCACCCGUUGGCACAUCUAGUAGCCACAGCCGCACACAGCCCAGCGCUUUCGGAUCAACAUUUCUCAGCGGGGCGUGAAGUGGUAGCCAAUGGACAUAGCGGCGGAAGCAGUACGAAUGGCGGAGGCGGUGGUGGCAGCGGUAGCGGUGGCGCCAGUAGCGGUAGUAGUGGUGGUGGUCAUGAGAAACCUUUCCUUUGCAGUGUGUGCGACCGGCGGUUUCGGCAAUUGAGUACGCUCACCAACCACGUGAAAAUACAUACCGGCGAAAAACCAUACAAAUGUAAUGUUUGUGAUAAAACCUUUCGUCAAUCGUCCACUUUAACAAAUCACCUAAAGAUUCAUACCGGCGAGAAACCAUUUAAUUGUACCUAUUGUCCGAAGAAUUUCCGACAGCUGAGUACUCUAACGAAUCAUGUAAAAAUCCAUACUGGUGAAAAGCCGUUCGAAUGUGCCGUAUGUAAGAAACAGUUCCGUCAAUCUAGUACCCUAAAUAACCAUAUAAAGAUUCACGUUAUGGAUAAAGUGUACGUACCCGUUAAGAUAAAAACGGAGGAAGACGAGGGAUGACUAGAGGAUAUGGUGAUCGCAGGCU
Molecule: messenger RNA, 1650 nt
Organism: Ceratitis capitata (Mediterranean fruit fly)
Lineage: Eukaryota; Metazoa; Arthropoda; Insecta; Diptera; Tephritidae
Gene: Aef1
Product: adult enhancer factor 1
Exons: 3
Coding region: 660-1625 (321 amino acids)
Biological process (GO): regulation of transcription by RNA polymerase II
Molecular function (GO): DNA-binding transcription factor activity; RNA polymerase II cis-regulatory region sequence-specific DNA binding
Source: RefSeq, a predicted model, not a curated record